Messenger RNA from Geodia barretti, 1296 nucleotides. Lineage: Eukaryota; Metazoa; Porifera; Demospongiae; Tetractinellida; Geodiidae. The record is from the annotation of a GenBank genome assembly.
UUCUGGUUUGAAGGAGAGAAGAAGGGAAAGCUAAGCCGAAGGAAGACGAGAGAGAGAAAGAUGAAGUUUUCGCUACUGGCUGUAUUCGUGGCUGGUCUUAUCCAGUGCUCUUCCAUGCAGAAUGAAGGAAAUCAAGACAUUGGAUCAGACCUACUUGAAGCUAUCAACUGCCUCAAAGGCACAAUUGCUAACCCUAAACACAGACGUCGUUGAAGGCAUUGGAAAAUGCACAGACGAGCCACAAACCAGGUGCCCAGAAAUUCCCACCCAGCUUGAAGACACUUCCUCCCCGCCACCAUCACAAGACACGUGUCCACCAUCGACGGAGCCGGCCUGCCCCCCACCCGACCCUCCCUCCCUCUGCGAGUGUGGCGGCUGCUGCGGCUGGCGCAAGGUCGCCUAUCAUAACCUGUCGGAUACCCGCUAUACAUGUCCCGCCGGUUGGCACCUCACUCCUCCCCCGGCAAGGGGGUGUGGCCGAGAGUCACACGAAGAGAAAACUUGUGACUCGGUAAAGUUCGAGGUCGAAGGUUCGUAUUCCCAGAUUUGCGGAGUUGUUCAGGGAUACCAAUUUGGGAGUACGGAAGCUUUCUACACGAGCCAUCUCAACAGGAGCAUCACUAUUGACGACAGCUACGUGACGGGGGUGAGCAUAACUCGCGGUAACCCACGGCAACACGUGUGGACGUAUGCAGCCGGGCGCUACGAACGUGCAACUUCCAACCGUCAAAACUGGUUCUGUCCGUGCGAACAAGUAAGCGCAACUUUCAUUCCUUCGUUUGUCGGCGCCUGUUGGUACUGCGAAUCAGGGAACAAUGCCCCCUACGGAUCAAGCGGAUACCACCUACACUCAGACGACGUUCUAUGGGAUGGUGACGGGUGUAAUUACGAAGGAAGAUGCUGUCAGUUUGACGGCCCGCUGUGUUUCAGCCAGGCACUCCCGGAACCAACCAGCGGACCGAUUGAAGUCCGAAUAUGUAACCACCACACGUCGCAGUAUUCCAACGUUAUCAUCUCCCAUUUGGAGCUGUAUGUGAAGUGAGACGACGAGAAUACAGCUCCUCAGAAGAACUGCAGUUACUUUAUAAUGUAGACGUCUACGUACAACAAAUGUGUGAGGACAAAAUAUUUGCUACGUACCAGAAUAUUGAUCAUAUCGUGUGUUGUGUGGAUAAGAGUUUUGCUGCCUUGAAAAACUUGAUACUGGUUGGUUGAAUCAACCACUUCGUGUCACUCAUACUUUAAUGAUUUUUUAUCAGCAUAAUAUUGUGAGGUAUUAUGCCUCAAUUCAGUAUC